Molecule: messenger RNA, 11588 nt
Organism: Haliotis rufescens (red abalone)
Lineage: Eukaryota; Metazoa; Mollusca; Gastropoda; Lepetellida; Haliotidae
Product: epidermal growth factor receptor-like
Exons: 28
Coding region: 136-4569 (1477 amino acids)
Biological process (GO): positive regulation of cell population proliferation; cell surface receptor protein tyrosine kinase signaling pathway; multicellular organism development
Cellular component (GO): signaling receptor complex; basal plasma membrane
Molecular function (GO): transmembrane receptor protein tyrosine kinase activity; ATP binding
Source: RefSeq, a predicted model, not a curated record
GAGUUCGGCAUUAGUCGGCAAGAGGCGAAAAGCCUAACUCACAGUGCGAAGUGCUGUGAAGGCCUAGUGGAGUAUAACUCGUACAACGAUGAAGUUAAAGUGAAAAAGUUGGACUAACUCUUCGUGGAGUAAACGAUGGCUCGCCAGAUAAUUUCCGCGCUCAAGAUCCUAUAUUAUUGUGCUUUUUUUGGAGUUACCGUGGGUCUCAUGGACUUAGCUAAUGAACAAGUGUGCACAGGAACAUCACAAGGAAUUGUAGCUCGAGGACAAGCCAGUUUCCGCUACCAAAGAUACAAGGACUCCUACACAAACUGCACAUAUGUGGCUGGCAACUUAGAACUUGUGUUUCUUGAGAAUACAACAGGAAAUUAUGAUUUUUCUUUUUUGAAGGACAUAAAAGAAGUGACUGGCUAUAUUCUGAUUGUGGCAGUUUAUGCAAACUAUAUUCCAUUGACCAAUCUGAGAAUCAUUCGAGGAAAGACGCUGUUUCAUUAUGAAAGGCAAUCCUAUAGCUUAUUUGUUGCACUUAACCACUUCCCAAAUUCUUCUACAAUAGGAUUGCGGGAACUUCGAUUCUCAUCACUUUCAGAAAUCCUUGCAGGGAAAGUAUUCUUCCAGAACAACAACCUGCUCUGUUAUGAGAACACGAUUGACUGGGAAGACAUCAACCCACAACUGAAACCUCCUGUGACCUUCAUGCAGGACAGUAAUGACUACAAGAGACAAUGCAAGGAAUGUGAUAAAUCUUGCUACCAGCCAUCAACUCGACAGCGCCAUUGCUGGGGUUCUGGAAAAAACAUGUGCCAACAAUUGACAUCAGGUGAAGAGUGCCAUGGUUCCUGUGAAGGCCGAUGUUUUGGAAAGCUGCAAAAUCAGUGCUGUCACAAGGAAUGUGCAGGGGCAUGCACAGGACCCAAGAAAACAGACUGCCUGGCAUGUCGGAACUUCAACAAUGAUGGGGCUUGUGAGCCUUACUGCCCUCCACAACACAUCUACGACCCAAAUCUGUACAAGCUGGUAAAAAACCCAAAUGCCAGAUUCACAUAUGGGUCCCUUUGUGUCAGCAAGUGUCCAGAACAUCUGCUGGAAGAUCUUGGAGCAUGUGUUCGGUCAUGUCCAGAUGGCUCCACCACUGAGAGAAACUCAUGCGUGCCCUGCAAUGGCCCUUGUCCAAAGAAGUGUAAGGGUGUGGAGAACAACGACUGGCUUCACGCACACAGCAUCAACAACUAUACUGGCUGCACAACUAUAGAGGGAAAUCUGCGCAUUCUCAAGAACACUUUUGAUGGCGAUGAACAUCGAGAAAUUCCCCCAAUGAAUCCAGAGGAAUUGAAAGUGUUGAAAACUGUCCGCGAGAUCACAGGCUAUGUUGUGAUACAAGCAGAUCACAAGAACUUCACUGACCUCUCUUUCCUUUCAAGUCUGGAGGUCAUUCAUGGCAGAGAAACAAAUAGCAAGCAGAGUCUCGGCAUCCUCAUGACACCGCUGAAAACACUGGAGUUGUCAUCACUGAGGUCUGUGAAGAACGGAGACAUCUGGAUUAUUGCUAACAAAGACUUGUGUUUGGCAGACUCAGUCAACUGGGCUGGAAUCCUGCACAAUCCUAAACAAGUAGCUGAAGUCAGGAGCAACAGGCUCGAGAUCAACUGUACCAAGGAUGGCCAGGUGUGCAGCAGGGAGUGCUCUAGCCAUGGCUGUUGGGGUGUUGGGGCCAACAAGUGUGUAUCCUGUCGCAACAAGAUGCUUGCUAACAAGAAGUUGUGUGUUGCCUCCUGCACAGACAUCUACAACUUCUAUGAAGAGCAGCCAACAAAUGGUUCCAAGAUUGGGAUCUGUCACCCAUGCAACGACCAGUGUGCAAGUAGCUGUACUGGUCCUGACAACUGGGAAUGCUUAGGCUGUCGCAACUUUACUGUCGUUGAUGUUGAAAUAAAAGAUAUUGCAUCCAAGAAGAAUGUGUGUCUGGAUGAAUGUCCUCCAAACAUGUACGCCGGAGAGAACAAUAUCUGCCAGAUGUGUCAUCCUCACUGUGAACAAAGAUGUUCUGGGAACAUGAAGACUGUGGGCAUUGGGGGCUGUGACACCUGUGUUGUUGGGAUAGCGAAAGGUACCGAUAUCUACUGCCUGCCUAAAGAUACCAUCUCCUGUGAAAAUGGUUAUUACAUGAGCAUGGAGAAGAGCAGUGCCCAUGGACCAAUGGCAGGCAAAAAGUUGUGUCGUUUAUGUGACAAGAGAUGCCUGACAUGUGACGGUCCCGGAGUGCAGUACUGUACGGAUUGCCGCUACUUCCGUAGUGAGGGUCUGUGUGUGGAGCACUGUCCGGCCUUCACCUACCCUGACAACCAGACAAAGGAGUGUGAGAGCUGUCACCAGGAGUGUCGUGGGGGAUGCUACGGAGCCUCCAGCGGUAACUGCCAGGCCUGCAACAACCUCAAGAUCUACAUUGAUGAAGAUGGAUCUAUGUUCAACUGUACACAUGAAUGUCCUGACGAACUACCUUAUACUGUGAUGGACCACAGUACUGACAAGCAGAACAUUGACCCCUCCAGGACAGUGUGUGCUGAUGCCAAACAUCCUGAAGUUGUUGCCAAACUCCGCAAGAAGGAUGAAGAAGAAAAGAAGAAGAUUGGUAUAAUUGCUGGUGCUGCAAUUGGUGGUGUGAUGGUGGUGGGCAUCAUAUUGGUGUGUGUAGCCUACAACUGGAACCAGAGGGCCAAGUCCAAGGAGAAAACUGCUGCCCUCACUGCCAAGAUGACCGGCUUCGAUGAGACUGAGCCUCUGACUCCAACAAAUGCCAAGCCAGACCUUGCACAGCUGAGAUUAAUCAAAGAGUCUGAACUGAGACGUGGAGGCAUCAUUGGGUCGGGAGCAUUUGGCACAGUAUAUAAGGGUUUCUGGAUCCCUGAGGGGGAGAACGUGAAGAUCCCAGUUGCCAUCAAGGUGCUGCAGGAAGGUACACCCAAUCAGAACAAGGAACUUUUGGAGGAAGCUCGUGUGAUGGCUUCAGUGGAACACCCAUGUUGUGUGCGUAUUCUGGCAGUUUGCAUGACGGCUCAGAUGAUGCUCAUCACACAGCUGAUGCCUCUCGGCUGUCUGCUGGACUAUGUCAGGAAGAACAAGGAACACAUUGGCUCCAAGGUGUUGCUCAACUGGUGCACCCAGAUAGCCAGGGGGAUGACAUAUCUUGAAGACCGUGGCAUUGUCCACAGGGACCUGGCAGCAAGGAAUGUUCUGGUACAAACUCCGACCCAAGUGAAGAUAACAGAUUUUGGCUUGGCCAAGUUGCUGGACUACAAUGAAGACGAGUACCAUGCUGCAGGAGGAAAGAUGCCCAUCAAGUGGCUGGCCUUGGAGUGUAUCCAGCAUCGGAUCUUCACACACAAGAGUGAUGUGUGGAGCUAUGGAGUCACAGUGUGGGAAUUGUUCACAUAUGGUCAGAAGCCAUAUGACAGCAUCCGCGCCCGCGACGUGCCUGAUCUUCUGGAGAAAGGGGAGCGGCUGCCACAACCCUCCAUCUGUACAAUUGACGUCUAUAUGAUCAUGAUCAAAUGUUGGAUGUUAGAUGCAGACAGUCGUCCAUCCUUCAAAGAAUUAGCUGAAGAGUUUGCUAAGAUGGCACGUGAUCCGGGCCGUUAUCUCGUCAUACAGGGCGAUGUGUUGAAGAAAUUCCCUGACCAGACAAAUGUGGUCACAGAGAUUGACAUGAUCGCAGGCCCUGAUAGCUGUGACGUUAGUAACCAGCCACUUUUGUAUCAGGGAGACAAGCUGUUGCGACUGCCCAGCCACUCCUAUGACAAACAUGACCUGGCCCGCAGCAUGAGUGUGGCUGUGGAUGGUCCCGAGGAGGUGAUGGAGGCUGAUGACUACCUCCAACCACAACAACCACAAAUCCCAGAGGACACAAAGAUCCCUCUGUUGGGUGCUGCAGCGUUUGAUCACAAGCCUAAAGAUGGGGGAGUAAGACCAUGGCGAGAGAAGCGUUAUGCUCACCUUGAGUCUGCAGCUGAAGCUCGCAACAUGAGACAACAAUUGUCACCAACAAGAGGGAGAGAAAACAGUAUUAAUUCCCGUUACAGCUCAGAUCCAGUCCGCUUCUUUAAGGACAGAGAUGAGAUAGAUGGCAUCCCACCCAACAUGGCAGGUCACCAAGCAUAUAGUGGCUUCCCAGACAGCCACAUCUCACCCAUGCCCAAGAAGCAAGACACUCCUCUGAAGCUCCCACUGGAUGAAGAUGACUACCUUCAGCCCAAGUCAGCCAACCCUGCUGCCUACAUGGACCUGAGUGACAAAGGAUACUACCAGAAUGAGAAGGUGUUUGAUGAGGAGCCCACAGACACCGACCGAAUGUUGCCUGUGUCAUCACCUAGGGCUGUUGCCAAUCCUGAAUACUUCGAUAGAUCGGAGGAAGAACCGUGGACAAAGCCACAUCAUAAUGGAGUGCACCCACCUAUCAUUUUGCCUAAGUCAAUCAUGUCAAAUGGACACAACUACUACAAUGAUAUUGGUGGUCACCCAGAAUCCAAACCAUUUGUUUUGGCAUCUGAUCAGAACUCGGAAACAACUGUGUAGCAUUGGUACACAGUAUCAGAGAUAGGGCAGACAACUCUGGGACAACUCACCUCUGUGAUGUUACAUGCUGGGACCUUGACACUUACUCAAUGCUCAGAGGCAGGACGGAGAGGAGACUGUCCGACCUUCACCUUACUGGAUUUGUAAUGUUAGGCUCAAUACUGCAAAUGACUGUUGUCUGCAGAAAACAACUUGAAGUGUCUGAAUGCCUGAUACUGUUCAGCAUCUAGAUGUUAGCAACAGAGAAGCUAAGAGUCACUGUGAUGUGUCUGAGACAUAUGCUAGCUGUUAAUAGCCUUGGUGUUGUGCAGCUGCUGUUGAUACAAGGCAUUCAAAAUCUGAUUACAUGAUAAGUGCAGAACUACAUCCACAAGUUGUCCACAUACUGCCAGUUGUUAUGUUGUUACCAUGGUAGCAGUGAUGCUCUGUUGGGCAAUGCCAUGGAGUUGUUAUGUACAGAACCUUGUCAGCUGCUAGUUGAGCUACUCUAGUUAGCAGUAGCGAUCAGAGUCCGCAGGGCUGGAACUCUAUCAUAAAGUGACAUCCCAGGAAUAUGAUUGGUUGUGCCUGUCACCUGACGUGAUAAGAAUGUUUCCUUGCAUACAUUUCACUGUUGUGAAAGAGGGUUUACAACACCAUGAAUUAACAAAAUCAUAUGUGAAGUGGCAAGAAGUUUGUGGCACAAUGUUAGAAAGAGGCAUAAUUUGAUGUGAUCAAAAAUAGAUGCUUCAGCCAUUUUAACUGAUGACAUAUGGACCAAUGGAUUUUACUUAACCAACAUCUUAAUACCCUAAACAAAAUAUUUCCAGUGUGAUAACUUGCUCAGAUUGAACUCAGCAGGUGUUUUAGACAUAUUUUCCGUCAACUCCAGACCUAAAUCAAAACCAUCCAUGUUCCUGGCUGACAUAGUGAAAUGUGAAAUUGGUGCUGAUAUGUGUGAAAUCCUUUGGAGAAGAGACGACUCACGGGGGUAUAGAAAACAUCGGUGACUCUGCAUCUAAUCUUUUGUGUGUAAGACAGAUCAUUACCAAGAGAAUGAUUUGAUGAAGACUCCCACCAUUAGCUGUGAGGUUACCUUAGACCUAGUGAAUUGGACACACAUCUUAUGAAGUCUUUAAUAUUCAGGAAUGGUGGUUUUAGCAUGACAGGUACUCUGGACUUGAGUUAGUGUGUUGAUAGGUCAAGUUAUGUCUGCUCACAUUUAACAGCUCUGUAAACUCGCUGGGUGCAGAAAAUCAACACCAUACUAAUUUUAUAUUAUGUCCAAACUGUUGACAUUUUAUGUUUAUAGUAGUUUAUGACUACAAAUUCUUCAUAUAAAAUUGUUUAAUCUUGGGAUAAGUACAUGUCUCUCGCCUGCUCAUGCUAAAACCAGUGUACAGGUUGCUGCUAUUAUGGAAAUAAUAUGUCCCUGUUUGUAUCUAAAUAUUUGCAUAUGAAUAUUUUGUAUGCUAUCAAAUGUUCAAUACACAAAGGUGACGUCUUUGACAAUGUUUCACGAAAUUAAGGCAUUUUUAAAAAACAAAUGAGAUUUUUUCAGGUUUUAUUCAGUGGAUGUUCCCACAGACAUCACAGCUUCUUUUCAAUAAAAUAUUUUACUUUAUGAAAACUGUUCUUAUUUCUUUUAAACUGUUCAUUUUGUGGACAUCAGUUCUUGUUGUAACCUGUUGUAUUGUGGCUUUUAAUAUCUGAACAUUGAAUCAACUGAUGAUGGUACACAGGUGACAUUGGGAAGGUGCUGCCCCCAGACAUUUUGUUGGUUGUAACUUCUGUUGGUGUUAACUCCUGAUAAUGUCAGGAAGGUGGUUGAUAAUGUCAUGUUUGUGUAUUGAACACUUGUCAGUCUCGUGUUUGUGCAGUAGCUUGUCAGUCAUCAUGUACAUUAGUGACUAUUUCAUGUUGUAUAUAGAUAGUUGUUAAAACUCAUAUUUUUAUAUACCACUAUAUACUACAUGCACAAUUACAUGUUUCAGGCUUACAAAGGAUAAUGAAGGAACAAAUGAAUGUGAUUUUUGCAUCUAUGCAGAUUUUUACUCAUGUUUUGUAAGCCUACAUACCUCACAGAUCUUCAUAAUGUGCCAUGCAUUAGAGUAGCCCCUACAGUACUGUGUACCACCAAACUCCAAUCCUACUCCCAUGUUUACAGCUCCUGUCCUGAGACUAGGCCUACAAAAAUGUUGUCACUGAUAUUACCAACAAAACAGUCUACAUCUCGAGGUAACAGAUUUAAUUGAUCCUCUUUAUAAAUGUAUACAGGAAAUAUUUGUGCUAAUUGCAUUUUUGCUGGCACAUUGACUGUGCAUUUGUCCUAAAUAAAAUACUUGAUCUUCACAGCCAAUAAGCAGUUGCAUCGUAGCAUUUUGGAAAACUAGAUUCUGAAAUUCAUGUGUACUAUAGAUCAUAAAUAGGUUAUUUUCCAUAGGUCACUGAACGUAAUUGUUAAAAUGCCUCCAAUAUCCCAAGAUGUGAAAUUUAGUUCAAUAUGCCGUAACCAGCUAAAUUUUGAUAUGUACAUAUAAAUUUCAUUGUGAACAAAUCCAUUUGCCGUCCAUGAACAAUUCUACUGAAGUACAACCGACUACUUACAGAGCCUAACAACACUGAUCAACUGAUGGAAUGAGGUACACAAACACUGUACCUUCACAGUUAUAGUUAGAAUUCCGAUUCUCAUGUUGAAUACUUACUUUGCUGUUUUAUGAAAGUUAAUUGUCAUUGUUCUAGAAAGAUGGCACCAGUGGUAGGCUUAUGGCAGGCAUGUUGAUACCACAGCUUGCACGGUUGUCCACUGCUCUGUGUGGGCUCAAUGUGCGGUUAUAGAUGUCAAGUUAACAUUGUAUUUCUGUGUAUUGUUACGAUGUUAUUCGUUUUAUGAUUCGAUUGAUUGUUAAGUUAAUAAGAUUCAGGUGAAUCAUGUAUUUGCUCAACCACUGGCCAGUGAUCUAGACAUACUUUGCUUCCCAAGUACCAAUGUUUCUUUAACAGUAACACAAUGUUGUAGAAUCAAGGAAAAUACAAGGAAUACAUUUGUUUGUGCCACAUGUUUCAGAUUGUAAGUUCUAUCAGAGACCAUAUGUAUAUGACCCCUGGUUCUGUGUCCAGCACUCUUGACUUGUGUAAGUGAAGGAAUAUUUGGGUCUUUAAAGACAUGAAGUUACCUGACCUUAAUUCAGAAAUAUUUGCAUUGUUUUGUAGGGUAAAUAUGGUAUCAUCACACACUUAAUUUUCCUUUUUUCUAAGUAGUUGCUACUUCUCACCUUCACUAGUUUGUGUACUGACAUCGAAAUAAAAGUAGAUAAGAUAAUCAGAUAUCAAGAUUGACAUUAUGUACAUAGUCAUAGGAAAAUUCAAACAUAUUUUGAUUAAGAUCCUAAACCAUGGAAGAAAUGUCAUCCUUUUUCUGAAACAUCCCCAUUCUUCAUGUCUGUUGUUGAUAUAUGACACCUACAUGCUCUCUUUGGCUGUUCUAAGUGAAUUUUAAAAAAUAAAUUAAUUGUAUUCUUUGGAGAUUGUAUAGUGCAUUUUAUUCAACAUACAUUGUAUUUUACAUUUUCUUAGACUUACAUUGGAUAGACUAAUGUUUCAACAGAUUCUGAGUCAUACUGUGCUAAUAUCAUGCAUUUUGUUUUAUAUCAGGAACUUAUACACAGAAAUACCUGACAGAAUGUCUGCACAGUGACACAAUAUCUGCACUGACACAAUGUCUAUACUGGCAUAAUGUCUUUGCAGACACAAUAUGUAUACUGAUACAAUGCCAUUCAUUGACUACUGACACAAUGUGUAAAUUUAUACAAUGCCAUUCAUUGACUACUGACACAAUGUGUAUACUGAUACAUUGACUACUGACACAAUGUGUAUACUGAUACAUUGACUACUGAAACAUGUGUAUACUGAUACAAUGCCUACAUUGACUACAGACACAAUGUGUAAUUGGUACAUUGACUACUGACACAAUGUGUAUUUGAUACAAUGCCUACAUUGACUACUGACACAAUGUGUAUUUGAUACAAUGCCUACAUUGACUACUGACACAAUGUGUAUACUGAUACAUUGACAACUGACACAAUGUGUAUUUGAUACAAUGCCUACAUUGACUGCUGACACAAUGUGUAUACUGAUACAUUGACUACAGACACAAUGUGUAUACUGAUACAUUGACUACUGACAAAAUGAGUAUACUGAUACAUUGACUACUGACAAAAUGUGUAUACUGAUACAUUGACUACUGACAAAAUGUGUAUACUGUUACAACACCUACAUGGACUACUGACACAAUGUGUAUACUGACACAAUGCCUACAUUGACUACUGACACAAUAUGUAUACUGAUACAAAUCUAUACUGGUAGGUGAGUAUGCUCAAUGUUUGUUGUGUCAACACGACAUUAGUGAGUCAGGGGUAGAUGUUGGGUGUGUCAACAUGACAUUAGUGAGUCAGUGGUUAAUGUUGGGUGUGUCUAGAUGACAUUAGUGAGUCAGUGGUUGAUGUUGGGUGUGUCAACAUGACAUUAGUGAGUCAGUGGUUGAUGUUGGGUGUGUCAUGACAAUAGUGAGUCAGUGGUAGAUGUUGGGUGUUAACAUAACAUUAGUGAGUCAGUGGUUGAUGUUGGGUGUGUCAACAUGACAUUAGUGAGUCAGUGGUAGAUGUUGGGUGUGUCAACAUGACAUUAGUGAGUCAGUGGUAGAUGUUGGGUGUGUCAACAUGACAUUAGUGAGUCAGUGGUUGAUGUUGGGUGUGUCAACAUGACAUUAGUGAGUCAGUGGUUGAUGUUGGAUGUGUCAACAUGACAUUAGUGAGUCAGUGGUUGAUGGUAGGGCUGGCUGUCAUUACAGAUGAUAAAGAUUGAUGAUCGUAACUAAAUAUCAAUCAAUUAUUGAUAAACAUUGGAGAAGUAACUUUGAGCAAAUAGCAAAAAAGUCUAAAAGAAGUCAGCACAUUUCACUCCAGUGGCACAUUUAAGCAGGGAUUACUUUGUGGACAUUUAUUAUGUAACAAAAACAGUUACUUUCCAUCAUUACUGACAAUAACAAGUUUGUUUUGGUAAAUCUAAACUUUAUUUCAUCACAAAAGUUUAUGUAAGAUAUUAUUGAUUACACAAUUUCAUAUCGAUAAUCGUUAAUGCUUCAUCCCAUCAACAAUAGUUCUAAUUAUCGAUCUGUUUUGCCAGCCCAAGUAGGUGUGUAACCUGACAUGUAUGUGUCAGUUUGUUUGUUUGUUUGUUUGUUUGUUGUUUAACACCUUGCCUUUUACAAGCAUAGUUGCCUUUUACGGCAAGCAUGGGUUGCUGAAGACCUGUUCUGACCCGGAUCUCCACGGGAGGUAUGUGUCAGUGGUAGCUUGUGUGUCUACAUGACUUUAGUGUCAGUGGUAGAUGUUGGUGCGUCAACAGUAUACAUUGAUGUUUGGGUGACAAGUAUUGAGGACCAGGGAUCAGCAUCUUGCAUAAUUUUCUCAUCUAUUUCAUCUCAACUAUGCAAUAAUCUAUACAGGUUUUUUUGCUUGAUUUUGUGUAUUCAUUCUAGAGUGUUUGUACUGUUCAGCACUUCUAUAAGAAGGUUUAAUGACAGCAUAAAACUAACCUUUGUUCUUUUCAAAAUAAAAUGGGUGAUUCUGUUCUCUUUAUGUUACAAUAAUAUCAAAUACUGCUCAGAGGCAUGGGAAUCAUGAGCCCUGAAGGUUUUUUGGGCAAAUAUUGUUUUCAGUAAAGUAUUUGCAGAAUUGCUUUGUUGAUUUCUAUUGACUUUGCAAGAUGAAACGGGUAUACAGAGAUAGGCCAUUGUAUCUGGUCUAGGUGACAAACAGGCAUGCUUAUUCCCUUAGUUAACAGAAUUCAAAGUUAACAGAAUAUGUUGAUAUAUUUGACUCGCUAAAGGGAUUUGUGUGGAAAUUAUUCCUCUUCAGUGCGGCAAAUAUUAAAGAAGCUAGAGCAAUGUCCCAUAUUAUGUUGUUAUCUGACACCAGAGCUUUCUUCUCUACCGCCUCCCCCAGUGUAUGUUAUCAGACAGCAGAGUUAUCUUCUGUCCCCCAGUGUAUGUUAUCAGACAGCAGUUAUUUUCGGCCCCCCCUCCCCCAGUGUAUGUUAUCAGACAGCAGAGAGCAGAGUUAUCUUCUGUCCCCCCCUCCAGUGUAUGUUAUCAGACAGCAGAGUUAUUUUCUGUCCCCCCCUCCAGUGUAUGUUAUCAGACAGCAGAGUUAUUUUCUGUCCCCCCCUCCAGUGUAUGUUAUCAGACAGCAGAGUUAUUUUCUGCCCCCCCCCCCCCCCUCCUCCAGUAUAUGUUAUCAGAGAGCAGAGUUAUCUUCUGCCCCAUCCCCAGUGUAUGUCAUCAGACAGCAGAGUUCUCAUCUGCCCCCCCCCCCCCUCCCCCAGUGUAUGUUAUCCGACAGCAGAGAGCAGAGUUAUCUUCUGUCCCCCCCCCCCCCCUACCCCAGUGUAUGUUAUCAGACAGCAGAGUAAUUUUCUGCCCCCACCCCAGUGUAUGUUAUCAGACAGCAGAGAGCAGAGUUAUCUUCUGUCCCCCCCCCCCCCCCCCCCCCCCAGUGUAUGUUUUCAGACAGCAGAGUUAUUUUCUGCCCCCCAACCCCCUCCCCCAGUGUAUGUUAUCAGACAGCAGAUUUAUUUUCUGUCCCCCCACCCCCAGCCCCAGUGUAUGUUAUCAGACACCAGAGCAAUCUUCUCUCACCUCCCCCCCAGUGUUUGUUACUUGCCACCAAGUUGUAUCCCACCCCCAGCCACAUUGUACAUAACUCCGACAGCAGAGCUGUGGGUUCUUUUCAUCUCCUCCCCCGGGGUUUACGUUAUGUCCCGAAGCUGCCUUGGAUCAUAGGAAAUUAUUGUGAGUAUAAUCAUGUAUCAACCAAUAGCACUGUACAGUUAUAUGUUUUGUACCUGUACUGCUUACUGCUGCGCUUGCAUAGAUGUUUUUUUCUGGAUAUGAGCCAAAUGUCAUUCAUUUUCAUUUCAUUUGUUUUAGGCCACAAAGAUGUAAUUAAGUUGUUUUGAUUAAUUAAACAAAAUGUAUGUGC